Messenger RNA from Saprolegnia diclina VS20, 1194 nucleotides. RefSeq names its product calreticulin. The transcript has a single exon. Lineage: Eukaryota; Oomycota; Saprolegniomycetes; Saprolegniales; Saprolegniaceae. Gene Ontology annotation, molecular function: calcium ion binding. Gene Ontology annotation, cellular component: endoplasmic reticulum; endoplasmic reticulum membrane. Gene Ontology annotation, biological process: protein folding. The record is from RefSeq and is a predicted model, not a curated record. The coding region runs from base 1 to 1194 and encodes 397 amino acids.
AUGGUCAAGACGUUCUCGGCGCUGGCGCUCGCGGCCUCGAUGGCCUCGGCCGAAGUCUACUUCCAAGACGACUUUACGUCCUACAACUGGGUCCCGUCGACCUUUAAGCCCGCCCACGAGCGCGCCGAGUUCACGCACACGCCCGGCGACGUCUUCGUGGACGACGCGGACAAGGCGAUCCAGACCAAGACGGACGCGCGCUUCUACGCGGCGUCGACCAAGCUCGACAAGGUCUUCAACAACAAGGACAAGGACCUCUUUCUCUCGUACCUCGUCAAGUUUGAGCAGGACAUUGACUGCGGCGGCGCGUACGUCAAGCUCCUGCCGGCCAACACGGACCUCGAGACGUUCUCGGGCGACUCGCCGUACUCGAUCAUGUUUGGCCCGGAUGUCUGCGGCACGACGCGCAAGACGCAUCUCAUCUUCAACUACCAGCGCCCGAACGAGGACGAGGCCAAGAACUUGGAGCAUAAGACGGACAUCAAGGCCGAGAAGGACAAGGACGCCCACUUGUACACGCUCGAGCUGACCAAGGACAACAAGUACAACGUCAAGAUUGACGGUGUCGAUAUCAUGUCGGGCUCGCUCGCCGAAAACUGGGCCUUCCAGCCCGCCAAGGAGAUCCAGGACCCGUCCAAGUCGAAGCCUGCUUCGUGGGUCGAUGCUGCCAAGAUCCCCGACCCGGCUGACAAGAAGCCCGCUGGCUGGGAUGAUAUCCCCAAGACGAUCCCGGACCCGUCGGCUAAGAAGCCCGAAGACUGGGAUGAUGAGGACGAUGGUGACUGGGAGCCGGCCAUGAUCGAAAACCCGGCCUACAAGGGCGAGUGGAAGCCCAAGAUGAUCGACAACCCCGAGUACAAGGGCGAGUGGGUGCACCCGGUGAUCGCCAACCCCGACUGGUUCGAGGACGACCACAUGUACAACGUCUGCAAGGACUGCGGCGCCAUCGGCUUCGAGCUCUGGCAGGUCAAGUCGGGCACGCUCUUUGACGAUAUCCUUGUCACGGACAGCAAGUCGGAGCUCGAGGCCCACGAGACCAAGGUCCUCGCCAAGAUCCAGCAGCUCAACGACCACCGCAAGGAGGCCGAGGAAGCCGAACGCAAGCUCAAGGAGGAAGCCGAGAAGAAGGACGAUGAAUCCAAGACGGAGGACGCUGCCGACGAGGACGAGACGCCCGAGAAGGACGAGCUGUAA